Molecule: messenger RNA, 753 nt
Organism: Sesamum indicum (sesame)
Lineage: Eukaryota; Viridiplantae; Streptophyta; Magnoliopsida; Lamiales; Pedaliaceae
Product: 11 kDa late embryogenesis abundant protein
Biological process (GO): embryo development ending in seed dormancy
Source: RefSeq, a predicted model, not a curated record
UCCCUUUUCUUCUCACAGAACAAGUUCAAACUAAAGUAAAACGUCUCAUUAAGUUUUCUGAUAAAAAAAUGCAGUCUGCUAAGGAAACAGCGUCCAAUGUGGCAGCCUCAGCCAAGGCUGGCAUGGAGAAAACGAAGGCCACCGUUCAAGAAAAGGCUGAGAGGAUGACGACCCGCGACCCUAUCCAGAAGGACAUGGCUACACAGAAGAAAGAGGACAGAAUCUACGAGGCUGAGCGCCAGAAGCAGGAGGCCCGCGAGCAUAACGCCGCCGCUAGGCAGACUGGCGGCGGGGCUUAUGGUGAGGGCUACACCACUGGCACUACUGGCGGGGUUCUUGGACAUGACUACACCACUGGCACCGGGGGAACUGGAGCAGGUGGCUACACCGCAGAGGGGGGACUGGGGUCUGAUUACCCGCAGGAGACCAUGGGCGGGAUGACCGGGACGGGCGCCACCACGGGUGGAGGCGGGCGGGUGAGGCAUCAGCACCCGAGCACCGGUGGUGGUGCGAGGACAGGACAUGGGACGGGCAGUACAUAUUAGUGUGUGAGUGUGUGUGGAAGGGAGGGGUGAAUAAAUAAGAGGCGUGGCUGUGUAUGCAUUUGUGUGGUCAUCAUAGCCAGUCUUAUGUGGUGUUUUUCUUCCCUGAGACAGCCUCAUUAGUAUGUUGUGUUUCGAGGCUUUCCACUUUCUAUGCAUGUGUUCUCUGUUUCGGUUUUCUUUAGCUAUAGAUUUGGUUUGUUCGGGUAAA